UCAGUGGGCGGGGGAGGGGGCAAGGCCGUCGUGGGGCUCUUUUUGGAGUCUCCUCCGGCCCAGGGACCAAAGAAGACUCGUUUCGGACGAUACGAAGACGGGCUUUGCCGUCGUCCCCGCUCCCGAAAUGUCGUAAAAGAGCCGGAGGGCGACUGGGGGCGCGGUCGCCAUGGAUCGCUACGCGGGAGUCCUGGAGGAAGCGGUGGACGGGACGCGGCAGCAGGAGCGGCACUACCAGCUGCUGUCGGCGCUGCAGAGCCUGGUCAAGGAGCUGCCGAGCUCGUUCCAGCAGCGCCUGUCCUAUACCACGCUCAGUGACCUGGCCCUGGCGCUCCUGGACGGCACUGUGUUCGAGAUCGUGCAGGGGCUGCUGGAGAUCCAGCAUCUCACCGAGAAGAGCUUGUACAACCAGCGCCUGCGGCUGCAGAAUGAGCACCGAGCACUGAAGCAGUCACUGCGGCAGAAGCACCAGGAGGCCCAGCAGGCCUGCCGGCCACACAACUUGCCUGUGCUGCAGGCGGCCCAGCAGCGGGAGCUGGAGGCCAUAGAGCAUCGGAUCCGCGAGGAACAGCGGGCAAUGGACCAGAAGAUCGUCCUGGAACUAGACCGGAAGGUGGCAGACCAGCAGAGCACACUGGAGAAGGCAGGGGUUACUGGCUUCUAUGUGACUACCAACCCACAGGAGCUGACACUGCAGAUGAACCUGCUAGAACUCAUACGGAAGCUACAGCAGAGGGGCUGCCAGACUGGAAAGGCAGCCCUGUGAUCAGGCAGGACCCUUGUGAGUCAUCUGCUGUUCAUUGUGGCUGAGAAGACAGUCUCCCCCUGCUGUAACCACAGACAGCCGAAUGCUGAAGUGGAGCCUGUCAUGAUACUCUGGUUCCACAUUCAAGUUGAAUGCAUGAGUGGUCAGCUCUCUAAGAGGCCAGUGGGACCCAGACCCUGUUGGUGACCACUGGCUGCCUACAUCUGACAGUUGUCUAAAAGAUUAGUGUGCUAACAAGGACAGCAUGUCCAGCCUUCUGUCUGGGUACCCCAGACCUGGGACUGAGGUUAUAGCUCAUUCCAGCUUUCAUCAUGCUCCAUUGCAUGUUCUGGACACUAACUUAACAGGUGCAGUGCCCAUGUGAAAGAGGAUUUAAGGGCCCUGCGCAGCCCAGAGAAAUAAAGAUGUCUCGAACUGGUCUG
Molecule: messenger RNA, 1188 nt
Organism: Erinaceus europaeus (western European hedgehog)
Lineage: Eukaryota; Metazoa; Chordata; Mammalia; Eulipotyphla; Erinaceidae
Gene: DGCR6L
Product: DiGeorge syndrome critical region gene 6 like
Exons: 6
Coding region: 170-766 (198 amino acids)
Source: RefSeq, a predicted model, not a curated record